Xenopus tropicalis (tropical clawed frog) is the source of this 1754-nucleotide messenger RNA. It is a transcript of the gene mettl21e, whose product is annotated as methyltransferase like 21E. The record is from RefSeq and is a predicted model, not a curated record. The transcript has 6 exons. NCBI's taxonomy places the organism in Eukaryota, Metazoa, Chordata, Amphibia, Anura, Pipidae. The coding region runs from base 229 to 987 and encodes 252 amino acids.
UGUCCCUUCUAAGGAAAACCUUACAGUCACAUUACCAGUGUGAAACAGACUCAAAUACAUUCUGUGGAAGAAACGUCUAAGGCCACCAACCAAAGUGAUUUCCAGUCAAUGUAGCAAUCCAGGGAAUGUAGGGAGCAUUCUUUCAGCCUGCUGACAUCUUCCAUUGUGGGCAAGAUCCGCCUGUGCUUAUGACAGAGCCAUCUGUACUUGGGGAACUACUGGUUUAAAAUGAAAACCAUAGAGAAUUUGGAAGAUACUUCACAUAUACCUGUAUCACAAACGGCAGAAGAGAAUGAAAAGAGGACCAAAGAGGAGCUAAUAGUAUCAUCUAUCCUGGGGAGGCGCUUUGUUCCUGCAAGUCUAAAGAGUGUGGCCUGGGAAAGCUUUACGUUUGUUGACGAAGAAAUAAAGAUUGUUGAAUCCACAGACCUCUAUGGAGCUACAGUGUGGCCUUCUGCACUUGUAUUGUGCUACUAUUUGGAAAGACAUGGAAAACAGUUAUGCCUAGAAGACAAACAUGUUAUUGAGAUUGGAGCUGGAACUGGCCUUGCAUCAGUUGUAGCUUGCCUCCUUGGAGCACACGUAACUGCAACAGAUCUGAAGGAGCUUGUUGGAAACCUUCAGUACAAUGUUACUCGGAACACAAAACAAAAAUGUAAACAUGCACCUCAAGUUAAAGAGCUGAACUGGGGACUGGACUUGGAUAAAAUAUUUCCUAAAUCGUCCAUAACAUUUGAUUAUAUCCUUGCUGCUGAUGUUGUUUACCAUCACCCUUAUUUGGAAGAGCUUCUAGCAACAUUUGAUCAUUUGUGCCAGGAUAACACCACCAUCCUCUGGGUCAUGAGAUUUAGAGAACAAAGCACAAGCCAGGCCAAUGAAUUUCUGGCUAAGUUUCAGAAAUUGUUUGACAUGGAUGUUAUCUAUGAUUUUCCUAGUCUGGACAUAAAACUGUACAGAGCUGUCAGAUGCUUCAGGAAAAUAGUCUAAGUACAGUGUUUUUUAGUUAUAUAUUUAAGUAUUGUCAAAUAUGUAAAAAAUAUUAUAAAAUAUUUGUGAACUGGAGGUGGUUUCUCUGGAAUAUAUUUCUGUUUGCAUUUAUUUUAUUUUUGCUUAUAUAUUGGUUAUAACAUACACUAAAGGGGGCAUUUACUAAUGUUUAAUGUUUUUUUACAAUUCAUAUUUUUUUGUGCCAAAAUACAAUUUUGACGUGGAAAAAAACAAACAUUUUUUUCGCCAUUUAUUAUGAGACAAAAACACAACAAAAUACAAAGAAAAAAUACCCAUCUAAAAGCUGUCAAGAUCAUGUAGAAGUCGGUGGCAGAAGACCUCCACAAGUGGAAGAUCUUUCAUUGCUUCAUGGUUUUAGAGGUUUAUCAUGGAUAAACUCUUUUUAUAAAUGACUAGACGUUCAUGGUUUUAGUUUGUUGUGCUUUAAAAAACCUCUAAAACCAUGAAAAUGAGAACGUUGAUAAAUGGCCGUCUAAGGAGCUAAUUUAUCAACUUUCAUAUUGUAAUUUUUACCAGACUCAAAUUUUUUUGCACUAGAAAUUAUGAAUUUAAACAAUGGAUUUAUACACAUAUUAAUUAUUAAGUGAAAAACUUAAUACAAAAUACAAAUUCAAGGUAUUUGAUUUUUUUCUUAUGGUUUUAUUCGAUUGCAUUUUUUAGGUUCAGAGUUUUUUUUAAAAAAAAAUGGGCAAAUAUUUGAGUUUUAUGCCAUUUGGAGUUUAUUCACAUUAAAAAAGAAAAACAAA